AUAUAUCCAAUAAUAAAAACAACAAGCAUUUAAAUCUUUAUUAUUAUUAGGUGUUAUUAUAUCAGGAAUUGGUUUACAACUAAAAUCAUGUACAUCAAAUCAUAUACAUUUUAAAAUUUAAUAUAAUCACAAUAUUUUAAUUAAACUUGAGAGAAUGAUUAAUGCAGUAAAAAGUAACAUCAGAUUAGCCUCAAAGGUUUGUAAGUUUUCUCAAGAUGUAGCUCAGCCAUUAAGAAGCAAAAAACCUAAAUCAUUGAAAAAUGUGGUACAAAAUUUUGUAGAUCUCAAGAACCUUAGAGCUAUUGGUGGUAAAGGAGGAGAUGGUUGUAUUUCCUAUCUGUCUCUUUUCUCUAAUGAAUUUGCUGGUCCAGAUGGAGGAGAUGGAGGUAAUGGUGGACAUAUAAUUUUUAAGUCAUCUGAAAGUGUAAAGGAUUUAAACCAUAUACCAACCGUUGCAAAGGCCAAAGAUGGAGAAAAAGGUUCUAAAAAAGACUGCAAUGGAAAAAAUGCAGAUCAUUUGACAAUUAAUGUUCCUAUAGGCACUAUUAUAAAAAAUGCUGCUGGUAAAGUUGUAGGAGAUUUGUCACGGCCAAAUUUAAUGUUUGUAGCAGCUAGAGGAGGAGCAGGAGGUAAAGGCAACCACUACUUUGUUUCUGACACACAACAGUCUCCAAUGAUUUGCGAAUAUGGUGCUGACGGAGAAGAUUUAGAGUAUACAGUUGAGGUUAAAAGCAUGGCCAAUAUUGGUCUGAUUGGUUUCCCAAACGCAGGCAAAAGUACUCUAUUGAGAGCAAUUUCAAGAGCUAAACCGAAGGUUGCUCCUUAUCCGUUCACUACCUUAAAGCCCCAUAUAGGAAUAGUUCAGUAUGAUGAUUAUGAACAAGUGGCAGUUGCAGAUCUUCCGGGAUUAAUCCAGGAUUCUCACAAAAAUAAAGGUUUAGGAAUCGAAUUUUUAAGGCAUGCUGAACGAUGUAUGGCUCUACUAAUCAUCCUAGACAGCUCUGAGCCAGAACCUUGGAAAAAGUUAGAGAUACUUCAAUACGAACUAUCUCAGUUUAAUGAUGAUCUUAAAUCCCGGCCACAGUUGGUCAUAGCUAACAAAAUGGAUUUGCCUGGUGCGGAACCAAAUAUUGAACAAUUGAAGAAAAUGACUGCUUUAACUGUGAUACCGAUUAGUGCAAAAUUAGGUUUAAAUAUAUCAUUGCUUUUAAAAGAAGUUAAAAUUUUGUAUGAUAGGCAAGAAACGAAUAAAUAAGAUAA
Molecule: messenger RNA, 1260 nt
Organism: Diabrotica balteata
Lineage: Eukaryota; Metazoa; Arthropoda; Insecta; Coleoptera; Chrysomelidae
Source: the annotation of a GenBank genome assembly